AUGCCAUUUCCAGAAGAUUUUGCAGUAGAACCGUUCAUGGACAAACAUGAGACUAAUGCACUUUUCAAUUUGGGUGAAACUUGCUGUUAUUCUUUAUCAUUAGAUGAAAUUGAACAGCUUUCAGGGAAUAAGUUCAAUUUUAAUACCAAGACAAGGUUAUCCUAUGGUGCAAUAAAGGGAUCUGAUGAAUUACGUACUUCAAUUGCAAGUUUGUAUGGCCCAGAUUUUACUAUGGAUGAUAUUUUAUUAACUAAUGGUGCAAUUGGUGCUAAUUUUUUGGCUUUUUAUACUCUUGUUGGUGCAGGUGAUCAUGUCAUCUGUGUCGAACCAACGUACAGCCAACUAUACAGUGUCCCCGAAAUGUUUGGUGCUGAAGUGGAUUUAUUAACUUUAAAAAAAGAGGAUGACUUCUUGCCAAAUUUACAAACACUUAAAUCCAUGAUCAAAAAUAAUACUAAAUUAAUUAUUAUCAACAACCCUAACAACCCACUGGGAAGUGUCAUUAAAAAGGACCUGUUAAAACAAAUAUGUAAAUUAUGUGAGGAAAAUGACAUUUACUUACAUUCUGAUGAAGUAUAUAGACCAAUUUUCCAUUCACUAGAAGAUGAAAUGGUUCCUCCAAGUGCUUGUGAGCUUUAUAGUAAAGCCAUCGUUUCUGGAUCCAUGUCUAAAGCUUAUUCAGUUGCUGGUAUUAGAUUAGGAUGGUUAGUGAGCAAAGAUAAACAAUUCUUGAGGGAUGCAGCAUCAAGAAGAGAUUAUAAUAUGAUAUCCGUUAGUAUGAUCGAUGAUCAAAUUGCACAAUAUGUUUUAGAUAAUCGCGAAUAUGUCAUCAAACGUAACUAUGAGUUAUGUUUAAAUAAUUUCAGGUUAUUAAACGAUUUUAUGGAUGAACAUAGUGAUAAAUUCGAAUUUUAUCACAAGCCAACUGCUGCCACCGUUUGUUUAGCUAAAGUCAAAGGAGUUAAUGACACAAUGAAAUUUGCGACAUUUCUUGCUGAAAAAUAUGGCGUAUUAGCUGUACCAGGUGAAGCAUUUGGUGUCCCAGGUACCAUUAGAAUCGGAUAUUGUAAUUCUGAAGAUGAUAUCAAACUAGGUUUAAAACACUUGGCAGAUGCUUAUAUCGAAUGGUUAAAAAUUAUGUAA
Molecule: messenger RNA, 1143 nt
Organism: Vanderwaltozyma polyspora DSM 70294
Lineage: Eukaryota; Fungi; Ascomycota; Saccharomycetes; Saccharomycetales; Saccharomycetaceae
Exons: 1
Coding region: 1-1143 (380 amino acids)
Biological process (GO): biosynthetic process
Molecular function (GO): pyridoxal phosphate binding; catalytic activity
Source: RefSeq, a predicted model, not a curated record